This is a messenger RNA of Centruroides sculpturatus (bark scorpion), 1375 nucleotides long. RefSeq lists its product as uncharacterized. Gene Ontology annotation, biological process: sensory perception of smell. NCBI's taxonomy places the organism in Eukaryota, Metazoa, Arthropoda, Arachnida, Scorpiones, Buthidae. Gene Ontology annotation, cellular component: membrane. Gene Ontology annotation, molecular function: olfactory receptor activity; odorant binding. The transcript has 4 exons. The record is from RefSeq and is a predicted model, not a curated record. Bases 66 to 1310 code for a protein of 414 amino acids.
UUAAAAAUUUAUAUUCUUUCAUUAAAAAACAUUUAUUUCAGAGUAGCCCAAUUCAAUACAGGAAAAUGAAUUCGAAUUCAAACGUUUCGUUCGAAAUAAUGAAAGAACAAUUAUGUUUGAAUUGUUUAUUUCUUCCCUCAUUUUCUCUACUGAAAACCAUCGGUUUGGAUAUAUUAUCUUCGUGCAAAAGUAUACAAUGUGAUGUAAAAUCUCGACUAUUGAAAAUAUAUUUGGUAUUCGUGCAAUUAAUUUUCUUCAUUUCUGCUUCUUCCAAAGCAAUAGAAAUAUUUUAUAAAUUAAAAGGAUUUCAAACUGGAUGCCUAAAAGACCAUUCUUCUCAACAAGGUACAGUCUUUUUCGGUAGUUUAUUUUUCACUAUUUCAAACUGUUGUUUCUUAAUUUCUGUUUUUUUGAAAAAUAAAAAACUAUCAAUAAAUAUUCCUGUCAAUAUUAAAGAAUUCUGUCAAGUAAUGAAAUUUCAAAGAAUAAUUAUUAUGUGUUGGGGCACCAUCCAUUUUUUUACUAUUUCUGUAAUUCCAAUAUUAUUAUUAUUGGCAUAUCUCUUUCACUCUGGUAAAAACAAUAUUACUCGUUUUGUCUGUGGAUCUCUUUAUGCUUUAUAUAGUAUAUUUGCAAUCAAUCUAAUCAUGUUUUUAAUAAUGAUAGUCAAUGUCAUUUUAUAUUUGAUUCAAAUGAAGAUGUCGAAAAUACUAGAAGCUACCGAAAAUGCAAUAAAAGUGAUGGAUCAUCGAAAGAUUCAGCGAAACAUGAAGAAUCACGAAGCGGUAUAUCGAUUCUUAAACCACAUAAAUCAUACUUUUGAAAAUUGUAUAUUCAUCAGCUACUUCUCGAGUAUUUACUCAUUGUGUUUGUGCAUUUAUAAUGUAACAAUUGGAGGAUCAGAAAUUUUAAUUAUGAAAUAUUUUUUAAUUCCAAUCAUCAUAGGCGUAUCUCUUACUUUGAUAUAUCUUUCCUAUGGAAUUUCACGACUUUUUAUCUUGUUCUAUGGAUCAAAUCAAGAAGUAAGAAAAUUCUCAAUUUCUUAUUUGCCCAUUCAAACGAAAUUAAAGAUGUUGUGUUUCAUGAAGCUGUUUUAUAACAAAGAAAUUGGAUUUUCUUGUGGAGGAUUCUUUACUCUUUCGAGAGCAUUUCCCUUACGAGUUAUUAAAUCUCUCUUCAGUGCAUUUUCCCUCUUAUUGGAACUAAGAAGUUUAAUGGAAGAAAAAGUAUCUUGUAGAGAGUUUCACUUGGCUCGAAAUAUCAGCACUGCAUUCAAUGCAUUUCAACACAAUUCUAUUAUAAAUUUAUAAAAACGUCCGCAAUUAUUUUUCUCAUUUUUCUUAAAAUUUAAUCUUUAUUGGACUUUUAAAAACAU